Molecule: messenger RNA, 600 nt
Organism: Camellia sinensis
Lineage: Eukaryota; Viridiplantae; Streptophyta; Magnoliopsida; Ericales; Theaceae
Source: RefSeq, a predicted model, not a curated record
AUGAAGUUACUUGUAUGGAACUGUAAAGGUGCUGGGAACAAGGUGUUCAAAUGCAAUUUGCGUGAGAUUAUCUCAAACCAUAAACCAUCUAUUGUAGUUCUCAUGGAAACUAAAGUCCAACUUAGUUCAAUGGGGCUUUUUUUCAACAAGCUGGGAUUCACAGCCUUUACGCAUGUUGACCCAGUGGGCAAGUGUGGUGGUAUUUGGGUGCUGUGGGACCAUUUCAAAGCUACUGUUAUGGCCUUAGAUGCAAACCCACAAGUGAUUCACGCUAAGGUCAAACGAGAUAACUUUCAAGAUUGGAUCCUUUCGGCAGUUUACGCUAGCCCUAACCCGAGAUCCCGAGAUGCUCUUUGGAAUAAUCUGGAGUCCAUGGCUGAUAAUAUUUCUGAACCUUGGCUUGUAGCGGGUGACUUCAAUGACUUCGCGAACCUGAAUGAAAAACGCAGCUUCUCUACAAACCAGGAUCAGACGAGAACCCGUAAAUUCCAGGCCAGGCUAAAUAGAUGUAAGCUCAUGGACUUGGGGUGUUCAAGUCCCCGUCCGACUUGGUCCAAUGGGAGGCAGGGUAUGGCUAAUACACUUGAAAGACUUGACUGA